This is a messenger RNA of Caenorhabditis sp. 36 PRJEB53466, 864 nucleotides long. NCBI's taxonomy places the organism in Eukaryota, Metazoa, Nematoda, Chromadorea, Rhabditida, Rhabditidae. The record is from the annotation of a GenBank genome assembly.
AUGGAGAUUCCGGAAAUGACUAAGCAACGAAUGGAAGAGGUAAUGGGCAAUGGGGAGGACAGAAUCAAUUCUCACUAAUUUAUUCAGAUGGCGAAGAGCAUGGCGAACUCGCUCAUCGUUCCGGACGCCGUGAUUGGACUCGGCUCGGGAGAACCGAUCACGAGCAUCAUGAACGCCUUCAAGGCUAGAGCGCCGGAAGUGAAGAAGAAACGCAUGCAGAUCCACUGCACCAAGGAAUGGGUACGAUCCGUGACCGCGAAAGCGUGUGAAAAGUAAUUGGUCUUGAUUUCAGAUGAAGGAUGAUCUCCGUUCAGUCGGAAUUCUCGCUUUUUGUAGCGGCGACGAGAAGGAGAUUCCGAUGCUCGACUUCUACAUGGAGUCUCCGGACGUCGUUUGCUUCCCGCGAGGUGUGAAGGAGCCGAUCUUCAUCAAGUCGGAUGCGGUCGCCGAGUUCAACCAUGCCAUGCGGAAGCGCUCCCGCUUCAUCUACAUGAUCGCGACGGGAAACCACGUGGUUUCGGACGAGAUCCGCGGAAUUCCCAUGGAACUCACCAACAACCUCAACGGGGAGGUGUUUUUCAAGUCGUGGCCGUCAAACAAGGGAGGCAUCACUGGCCUUCGCCGCAACAUGGAGAAGGGCAAGGACCGCUUCUACAUUGAGUGGGUCCCAUCAGUUGAGCAGAAGAUCGAGGACUGGAAUGCGAUCGAGAAGGAGCUCGACGAGGCCGAAUGUAAUUUUCAGCCGGAGCAAACACUGUUUUAGUCUAAUUUUUUGCAGUCGUUCUGGCCCACAAUUUGUUCACCAACAGCAACAAUUGCAAGCUGAUGCACGCUGGAAACGCUCCGCCAGCUUCCGCCCACUGA